UAAGACUGUCAAUCCAAAACAGAACAUAAGACCAAAUAUGAUUAUUCUUGACACAAAGGAGGGAAGAGAGCUUGGUGUCUGGGUGGGGAAGGAAAGGAACGGCCUUUGGUUUAUCCGAAUCCCAAUUCUCUCAUUGCUUUAGAGAGAGAAAGAAGGCAGAAAUCAGAGAGAGAGAGAGAGAGAUAGAGAGAGCCAGAGAGAGAAUCGAAAUCGAUAGUGUCUGUCGUCGUUUCGGAUUGGGAUGGUUGAAUUAUAAGCGAGCAUUUCGCAUGCAUUUUGUCGCUGAUUCCGGGGGCGAUGAUUUUCUGCCGAUGGACUGGCGCGAUUGUUUGACUCAGUGAUUUGGUCUGGCCGUUGAUUGGGCCGUAGGUAGAUAUGAACGGCGGCAAUGAUGCAGAGCUAUCGGAUGCUCCGGCGGGGCCACCACCGCCGCUCGAGUGGAAAUUCUCUCAGGUCUUCGGUGAACGGACGGCGGGUGAAGAAGUUCAAGAAGGGAUGCCCUCUGGCUCUGGGAACCUUUCUCUCUCUCAAACACUUUUGUCACAACCUUCUAUCUUUCCCCCUUAUCACAUGGUUGCUCAGUGCUUAGUGUCGCCGUUGAUUCACAACUUUGAUUGCUGGAUGUCACUGUCGAUUCACAAACACAAAUUGCUAGCUGAGCCGCCAUCGAUUCACAAACACGAAUUGAUGUUUCCAUGCUCACCUGCUCGGUGUCUCCGUUUCCAUGCAACACGAAUCGGUUCACAUCUCCAAUUGCUUGGUGCUGCAUUUGAUUCAACUUAAAAGGGUUGAUAUCAUCUCAGCAAUUGAAUUUGAUAACACUGGUGACCACCUUGCUACUGGUGAUCGGGGGGGCAGAGUGGUAUUAUUUGAGAGAACUGACACAAAGGAUCAAGAUGGAAGCCACAAAGAUCUAGAGAGGAUGGAUUACCCAAUUCAUAGACAUCCAGAGUUUCGUUAUAAAACCGAGUUUCAGAGCCAUGAACCUGAGUUUGAUUAUCUAAAGAGCUUGGAGAUUGAGGAGAAAAUAAACAAGAUCAGAUGGUGUCAAACAGCUAACGGAGCCUUAUUUCUUCUAUCUACUAAUGAUAAAACUAUUAAAUUCUGGAAGGUGCAAGAGAAGAAGGUAAAAAAAAUUUCAGAAAUGAACACUGACACUUCGAAAGCUGUUGGAAAAGGUGGCAUGGCUGGUUCAAGUUUCUCUUCUAGCCCUAAACCCUUUGUUGCAAAUGGAGGGUACCCGGGCAGAUCUUAUAGUUAUUUGAGCAAGGAUUUCUCAUUCCCACCAGGGGGCAUUCCAUCGCUGCGUUUACCUGUGGUAAGCAGUAAUGAGACUAGCCUUGUGGCAAGAUGUAGAAGGGUUUACGCCCAUGCACAUGACUAUCAUAUCAAUUCUAUUUCAAAUAACAGUGAUGGUGAAACAUUCAUAUCAGCUGAUGAUCUGCGAAUAAAUCUUUGGAAUUUGGAAAUUAGCAAUCAAAGUUUCAAUAUCGUUGAUGUCAAGCCUGCAAACAUGGAGGAUUUAACUGAGGUGAUAACAUCAGCAGAAUUUCAUCCUUCUCAUUGUAACAUGUUGGCAUAUAGUAGUUCAAAGGGGUCAAUCCGCCUUAUUGAUUUGCGGCAAUCAGCUUUGUGUGAUACACAUUCUAAAUUGUUUGAGGAGCAGGAGGCAGCUGGUUCUAGAUCUUUUUUCACAGAAAUAAUAGCAUCGAUUUCAGAUAUUAAAUUUGGAAAGGAUGGAAGAUACUUACUAAGUCGUGAUUACAUGACGCUGAAGCUAUGGGAUAUUAAUAUGGAUUCAGGCCCAGUUGCAACCUUCCAGGUUCAUGAGUAUCUAAGACCUAAGCUAUGUGACCUAUAUGAAAAUGAUUCCAUCUUUGAUAAAUUUGAGUGUUGCUUGAGUGGUGAUGGGCAGCGUGUGGCAACAGGUUCUUACAGCAACCUAUUCCGCGUGUUUGGCUGUGCUUCAGGAAGUGCUGAAUCCUCUACUUUGGAAGGCAGCAAAAACCCUACGAGGAGACAAGUUCAGACCCCAUCAAGGCCUUCCAGGUCCCUCAGCAGUAUAACACGUUCUGUUAGACGAGGAGCCGAAAGCCUAGGAGUUGAUGCAAAUGGGAGUUCUUUUGAUUUCACAACAAAGUUGCUCCACCUAGCUUGGCACCCAACCGAAAACUCAAUUGCCUGUGCUGCUGCAAACAGCUUGUACAUGUACUACGCAUGAAGAUGGUCCGGGAAGAAAUUCAUUGUCGGUUGUUUAACAUCUUAGGGUUGCUGUUGGAGAUAGCUCUUUUUCCUUUUUGUACCAUCCAGCAACAUAGGCUUCAAGAGACAGAUCAUGGAUGGCAAAGCAAGAUGUGUUCCUCCACGGGCGGCCAGAUUGCUCAUCCCCCACCUCUCUUCCUUCUGAUUCGCCCUCCCUCGAUCAUCAAAAGGAAAGAUGCAGUUUGGUGACUGUAGCAUGAUGGAAAAUGGAGUGUGCCCGAUGUGCCACUAGUUUUUAAGACAAACGUGAGGGGAGAAGGCGCUGGUAAAAUGCAGCCAAUCCAGCUUAUUGAAUUUUACUGUAUGGUCCAGAAAGUAGUAGAGUUCAUUGUCGGGAUGGAUGGAUAAAUCUUCUUCUGAUUCUAAUUCUGAUUCUGAUUGUUGUCGUAGUUCUUUCUACAAUUAAGCAGUUCCAUCUUUCUUUCUUUCUU
Diospyros lotus (date-plum) is the source of this 2693-nucleotide messenger RNA. RefSeq names its product serine/threonine protein phosphatase 2A 55 kDa regulatory subunit B beta isoform-like. Lineage: Eukaryota; Viridiplantae; Streptophyta; Magnoliopsida; Ericales; Ebenaceae. Gene Ontology annotation, molecular function: protein binding; protein phosphatase regulator activity. Bases 725 to 2221 code for a protein of 498 amino acids. Gene Ontology annotation, biological process: peptidyl-serine dephosphorylation. Gene Ontology annotation, cellular component: protein phosphatase type 2A complex; cytosol. The transcript is spliced from 15 exons. The record is from RefSeq and is a predicted model, not a curated record.